AUGCAAAAUGAGGGAGUUCAAUAUGUGGGUAACUAUCAAGGAGGUCAACAAAGGUCUAACAAUCAAGGACAAUGGAGACAUGGCAACCAAUGGCAAGGGGGAAGUUUGAAUUGGUCCAACCAAGGAAAUCAAGGCUGGAACAAAAUUAAUCAAGGAAAUCGCAAUGGAGGGCCAUCUCAGAACUACAACCAACAAAAGCCCUACAACAGUCAAGGGCAAUCUUCUGGUGAUCCCGAGCUAAGAGUAAACAAAGAAGCAACUAAGGAGGCUCCCAAGUCCUACAAGCAGCUAUUUAGGCCACUUCCUCCUUUUCCGCAGAGGUUUUUCAAACAACAGAAAGAGGGACAGUUGCAGAAAUUCUAUAAUAUGCUGAACCAGAUAACUAUUACUAUGCCUUUUGUGGAGGCACUUGGGAAAAUGCCGGGGUAUGCCAAAUUCAUGAAAAACAUGGUCACCAAGAAGAAAAAUGUCAACUUUGAGAUAGUCAAAGUAAUACAUCAGUGCAGUGCAAUCAUUUCACAGGCCGAAGUGAAAAAGAUGGAGGAUCCGGGGGCAUUCACUAUCUCUUGUACUAUCGGUGUGACAAGCUUUGCCAAAGCAUUGUGUGACUUGCGGGCAAGUAUUAAUCUAAUGCUUUAUGAUGUGUUCAAGAAAUUAGGUUUGGGUGAUCCAAGGCCUACUUCUAUGAAGAUUUUUAUGGCGGAUCGAACUCUGAAAAAGCUGUUGGGGGUCAUUGAUGACAUUCUUGUCAAGGUGGGUCGUUUUUACUUUCCAGCUGACUUUGUGAUAUUAGAUUGUGAAGUGGAUAGAGAGGUCCCCAUCAUACUUGGUAGACCAAUUUUGGCUACGGGGCAGGCCAUUUGUGAUGUGGAAGUAGGAGAACUGAAAUUUGCUUGA
Nicotiana tabacum (common tobacco) is the source of this 897-nucleotide messenger RNA. The record is from RefSeq and is a predicted model, not a curated record. Lineage: Eukaryota; Viridiplantae; Streptophyta; Magnoliopsida; Solanales; Solanaceae.